Molecule: messenger RNA, 1380 nt
Organism: Bursaphelenchus xylophilus (pine wood nematode)
Lineage: Eukaryota; Metazoa; Nematoda; Chromadorea; Rhabditida; Aphelenchoididae
Source: the annotation of a GenBank genome assembly
AUGUCUAAGGUAAUGUUAACACCAUUCACAAAACUUAGGGCUAAUUUAGCAUCCGUCUUGCUUGUAAAAUACCGCGAGACUCUAGACAGAGCUCUGUCAAUUCCAGGCGAGUCCUCAACUUUUCUCCAAAAUUGUUCUGCAAAAAAUGAAAAACAUUUGGCACGUUUUUUUUGUGGGACAACUCUCUCUUUUAUCUUGUUUUCGCAAUAAUUCAGUGGUUGUUUGUUGUUGUUUUUGUUGAUUUAGCACACUUAUCAUUUUUCCAGGAAGAGAUGGGUGAAUCACACACGGCGGUCUAUGUUGUGGCGUCGAUUGGAGCCAUAUCAUUGGGGAUUUUUGGUGUUUUAUAUGCCCUGAAGAAGAAAGGAAUUGUAAAAUGUCCAUUCGAAGGUAAAAAGCAAAAGGUAUGUCUUAGCUGUCAUGUCAUUAGUGUGUUCAACUUUUAGAAGCUCAAAGGACCGAAGACGUUAGAGGAUUCGGAUACAAAAUACGCCCUGAAAUUGAUCGAGAAGCGCGAACUCAGUCACGAUACCAGAGCGUUCAGAUUUGCUCUUCCCACCGAGAAUCACGUCCUUGGACUCCCAGUUGGGCAACACGUUUAUCUUAGUGCCAGAGUCGAUGGAAAGUUGGUCGUCCGACCUUAUACACCAACUUCCAGUGAUGAUGAUCAAGGAUUUGUUGAAUUUGUGAUCAAAGUCUACUUUAAGGACCAACAUCCCAAGUUCCCCGAAGGUGGAAAGAUGUCACAACACUUGGAAUCAUUGAAAAUUGGUAAUUUGACGUUUUGUUAUUUUUGUUUGGUAAUUUAGGUAUUGGAUUCGAAGUAUAAAUUUCAGGUGACACCAUCGACUUCCGUGGACCCAAUGGACUAAUCAUUUACGAAGGAAAAGGCAAAUUCUUGGUCAGACCCGAGAAGAAGGCGCAUCCAGUCGUGAGGAAGGUCCAAAAUGUCGGAAUGAUCGCUGGUGGGACUGGUAUCACUCCGAUGCUUCAAAUAAUUACCGACAUUCUCAAGCACGAGGACGAUCCAACCAAAAUCUCGUUGCUUUUCGCCAAUCAGACCGAAGAAGACAUCCUCUUGAGGCAAGUGUAAUAUCGCCAACAUCCAAUUUUUUACCAUUCUGCUUUAGAGAUCACCUCGACAGGUUAGCAAAGGAGAACCCGGACCGAUUCAAGGUCUGGUACACUGUGGACAGACCUCCCGAGAAUUGGAAGUACUCCCAGGGCUUCAUUAACGAUCAAAUGAUUAGUCAACAUCUCCCCCCACCGGGAGAAAACACCGCGAUCUUGAUGUGCGGACCUCCGCCGAUGAUCAACUUUGCCUGUACUCCCAGUCUGGACAAGCUGGCCUAUCCACCUCACCUACGAUUUGUAUUCUAG